UCAUGAGUGUAUUUUGUAAAAGUAAAGUAAAAUGGAGUCCCCCAGUAGAAGUAAAAUGGGGUCGACUAGUAGAAAAAAGAUCCACCUCAAUCAUUAGGUUAUUGUAUCAAGCCAAGGCGGGAAUUGAUGUGUGUGUGAAGGCGAAGGGAAAAUAUUGCCAAACGUGCAUUCUGUACGCCAAAUCAUAUAUGCAAGAUUAUGAGAUCGGAGAAAAAUUACGAUCAGAAGCAAAUGGCUUCUGUUGUAGCAGCGACGGAGAGAAGCUCGGAUCAGUGAUUCUGGCAAAAAUAUUAGAUUGAGUUUCAAAGGAGAUAAGAAAUGCAGGACGAGUAAGGGAGAUCGAUCAGGAUGGUAUUUGCUGAAAUCGGUAAAUGUGUUUGGGAGAUAAUCGGUGACCCAGUUAAUCGUGAGAUUGGUUACUUGUUUAACUAUGAUGAUAAUAUUAAGAACAUUCAUGUGGAAGAUGAGAAGCUUGGUUGUCUGAAAAAAAGGGUGGAAACGGCAUUUAAGGCCGCCACAAGGAUUGGGGAAGAUACUGAAGAUGGUGUCGAGAAGUGGCUUAAAAAUGUGGAUACUAUCACCUCCGAGUUCAAAACGCUUUUGGAAGACGAAGCAAAGGUGGACAAGAGCUGCCUAGGCGGAUGGUGCAACUGCAGCUCCCGAUACCAGUUUAGCAAAAAAGCAAAGCAGAAAACUGAUGAAAUUACUGACCUCUAUAAAGAGGGCUGCGAAUUCCAGAUUUUGUCUGGCCCUGCUCUACCACCAGGAAAUGAAGCUUCUUCAAGCAAAGAUUUUCGCACUUUCCAAACAAGAGCAUCAGUCACAGAGGAGAUUAUGGAUGCUUUGAAGGACGACAACACUCACAUCAUUGGAAUUUGUGGAAUGGGAGGCGUGGGCAAGACGACACUAGUGAAGGAAAUUGGCAUAUGUGCAGAAGAGAGAGAGCUAUUCGGCCAGGUUGUGAUGGCGGUUGUUUCUCGAAAUCCAAGCGUGACAGAGAUCCAAAAGGAAAUUAUAGCAGACAUGCUAGGCAAGAAGCUAGAUAACAAUGUCAGUGAAUCACCGAGAACACAGUUAUGGCAAACAAUAAAGGCCAGGAAGAAACCAGUUCUGGUAAUACUUGAUGAUGUUUGGGACAAACUUGAUCUGGAGGCUGUUGGCAUUCCUUUCGGGGAUGAUCAUAGGGGUUGUAAAAUUGUGUUAACCACUCGAAGCCGAGAAGUUUGCAAUCAAAUGGGAGUUCAAAAGAUUGUUCAUGUCAAUGAGUUGCUGAGACCAGAAGCAUGGAUCUUUUUCAAGGAGAUGGCCGGUGAAGCUGCCGAUUUGAAUCCCAAUGCAAGAGAUGUAUCAGAUGAAUGCAGUGGUGUGCCACUUGUUAUUGUGACAAUCGCUAGAGGGUUGAAAAAUAAAAAUGAGUACGUGUGGGCUAAUGCGGCUCGACAACUGAGGAGGUCAAACCCAAAAAACAUCCCCGGACUGGAAAAAGCUGUGUAUGCCAAAUUGGAGUUGAGUUUCGAUUAUCUGGAUAGCGAGGAGGCCAAAUAUUUGUUCUUACUCUGUUGCUUGUUUCCAGAAGAUCAUAACAUUCCGAUUGAAGACUUGACGAGAUACGCCAUGGCGCUGAGGAUGUUUGAAGAUGUCAGCACCAUUGAAAAUGCAAGAGGUAAAGUCUAUGCUGUGGUAAGUACCCUUAUUGAUUCUUUUAUGUUGUUAGAUGGUUCUAAGAAAGGGUUCGUUAAAAUGCAUGAUGUUCUUCAUGGUGUUGCAAUAUUUAUUUCGUCUAAACAUGAGAAGUACCGGUUUAAGGUUAUGGCUGGACUGAGAGAUUGGCCAGACGCAGAAACAUUUGAAAAUUAUUCAGCCAUCUCAUUGAUAUCAAAUGAUAUUAAUGAGCUUCCUGGGGAGCUACAAGCCCCAAACCUCCAGACUUUGCGACUACAAUGCAAUUCUCAGUUGCAAAUUCCAGAUGAUUUCUUCCAAGGAUCGAAAGAUCAAUUAAAAUUUUUGGAAAUGAGCGGUAUCCAUUUCUUGCCCAUACUUCCACCAUCACUUCAACCGCUUUCUAAUACCCUUCGAACCCUUCAUCUAACUUCUUGCAAGUUGGAGGACAUAUCUAUGAUAGCAACACUACAUAAGCUUGAGAUUCUCAGCUUUUGUGGUUCUGAAAUUGGUGAAAUUCCUGAUGAUAUUGCCAAAUUGGCUCAUCUCAAACUCCUUGAUUUGACCAACUGUGAAAAACUUACCAAAAUAGUACCAGGCGUCAUAUGCAAACUUCCUAAAUUAGAGGAGCUAUAUUUGCCAGAACUUUUUAAGUUCGACAAUCUUGUUGAGCUAAAUUCCUUGUCUCAAUUGGUUUGCCUGCAAAUUUUGAUUCCAAUGGAUCUGUUGCAUAUAGAUUUACAUGAGCGCGCGAGAGUGUUAACAAGCUUCAACAUAAUAAUUGGCAUUGGAAAAGAAUAUAAGAUUCGCCAAGUAUACAAACCUCAUCCUUAUGUAUGCAUGGGAAGCUUGAGAAUUUGCCAUGAUGGGCCAAUACAAUCAUUAUUGUCGGAUUGGGUUAAGUUGCUGUUAAAGAAGACUAAGCAUCUAGUUUUGGACCACUUGAAGGAUUUCAAAAAUAUCUUCAGUGAACUAAAUGAGGAGGGAUUCAAUGAAUUAAAGUCUCUUGAACUCAAUUUCCUUGAAGAGACGAAAUAUCUGGUGAACACAAAGGAGUGGACACCGCAGGUGGCCUUUCGCAGGUUAGAAGUUUUGUCGAUUAACACGCUAUACGGCUUCAUUGAAGUAUGCCCUGGCCAACUCCCGGACAAAUCUUUCUGCAAUGUACGAGAACUACAUGUGCGUUUCUGUAAGCACAUGCUGAAACUGGUUUCAUCCAGUUUGCUAGUAAGGCUAAAAAAUCUUGAGAAGCUGUGUGUCAUGGAUUGUUAUAAGCUGGUACAUGUUUUUGAAGAGCAUGUAGUUAAAGAAGAGUUAGUGUUGCUCUCAAAGCUGAAAGAAAUCGAUCUACGUCAUUUGUACGCGAUGACGCAUGUGUGGAAGAACGGCCCCCAUCAAUUUAUUAGCCUUUGUAACCUUGAGAAGGUCCGUGUGAGUUAUUGUACCAAGUUAACAAAGUUAUUCUCUCCAAAGCUAUUACGAGGGCUUGUUCGCCUGAAAUACCUCCAUAUUAUUCAUUGCGAUAGUUUGGAAGUAUUAUUUGGACAUGACGAGGAACAAGAUACGGAGAUAGCAGUCCCUUGCUUGAGAAGCCUCACACAUUUAAGGGUGGAUAAUUGCUAUAAUUUAAGAUGCCUUUUCUCAACCUCCGUCGUUCAAGGUGAUCUCGAGAAACUCAAGAAUUUGGAGGUAUUCUGCUGCAAUGCAUUGCAAUAUGUAAUCGAGGAUAAGAAAGGAAAACAAGAAUUGGCUCCAGUUGAGAAGACGAUUGUAUUCCCUUUCUGGUCCUCGAUGUCACUUAAACAUCUGUUCAAUUUCAAGAGUUUCUGCACCGGACUCUAUACUAUUGAAUGGCCAUCUCUGGAAGUGCUGGAUAUCCAAUCUUGUCCCAACAUCCAGACUUUUGGUGAUGGAGUCCAAGUAACACCCCGACUGAAGGAAGUGAAAGAUGAUUCAGGGUCGCCAAAGAUUGUGAUCGAUGGGGACCUUAAUGACGCUGUGAAAAAAUACUUCAAACUGCAGGCAUCAGCUCCGGAGGCACCUGGUACCAGUCACUCUUCCCCGUAAGGCAUGGCACACUUGAAGACUCGGUCGGUGUGUGAUCAGGUUUGUUCUUUGCCAAUUCUCCAAUCUAAUUAUAGGUUGCAGUUCAGUAUUAGCAUUGAAAGUAGGAGCUUGGUGAUGAUUUCCAACUACCCCUUUCUGUUGCUGAAAGAAAAAAAAAAACGAAGAAAAAAAAAAAAGAAAAAAGAAAAGAAAAGGUAUUUCAUCUCCAGCAGGCAUUUAUAUAUUAUUCCUUUUGUUAUUAUCUUCUUUCUUGUAUUGUAGUCCUUUGGUUUGCUUCAUUAUAUUUGCGACCGUGUGUUUAUUACUUGUAUAAACCAGUAUUGUAUCUCAGUGGAAUAUUUUAUGUAUAAAUUUGUUUUUUUUGUUGUUGUUUUAAUAAAGUUGUUGUUUUUGUUGUUUUAAUAA
This is a messenger RNA of Cornus florida, 4131 nucleotides long. RefSeq names its product disease resistance protein At4g27190-like. NCBI's taxonomy places the organism in Eukaryota, Viridiplantae, Streptophyta, Magnoliopsida, Cornales, Cornaceae. The record is from RefSeq and is a predicted model, not a curated record. Gene Ontology annotation, molecular function: ADP binding. The transcript has 3 exons. The coding region runs from base 349 to 3726 and encodes 1125 amino acids.